This is a messenger RNA of Gavialis gangeticus (Gharial), 862 nucleotides long. RefSeq names its product grancalcin (gene GCA). Lineage: Eukaryota; Metazoa; Chordata; Crocodylia; Gavialidae. Gene Ontology annotation, molecular function: calcium ion binding. The coding region runs from base 51 to 665 and encodes 204 amino acids. The record is from RefSeq and is a predicted model, not a curated record. The transcript is spliced from 7 exons.
GCUAACAUAUUUCUCUUCUUUCACAAAAGUAUGGAAGUUACAGUGGUCAGAUGCCUAGAAUGCAAAUGGCAGUGAGACAGCCAAUGCCAGGAGCAGUACCAAAUAUGUCUUAUGCUGGAUACUCUGGAUAUUCUGCAUAUUCUGGUACUUAUUCUGCUGCUGCUGACCCCAUGUGGAUUUACUUCACCGCUGUUGCUGGACAGGAUGGGGAAGUGGAUGCUGAGGAGCUACAGAUGUGUUUAAUGCACUCUGGAAUCAGCGGGACCUAUUCUCCCUUCAGCUUGGAGACUUGCAGAAUUAUGAUCUCUAUGUUGGAUAGAGAUUAUACAGGAAAAAUGGGUUUUAACGAAUUCAAAGAACUCUGGGCAGCUCUUAAUGCCUGGAAGCAAAACUUCAUGAUGAUUGACCAAGACAGAAGUGGAACUGUGGAACUUCACGCGUUGACUCAAGUCAUUGCAGCUAUGGGUUAUAGGUUAAGCCCUCAAACACUAGCUGCAAUUGUGAAACGCUAUAGCAAGAAUGGCAGAAUCUUUUUUGAUGACUAUGUGGCUUGCUGUGUGAAGCUACGGACAUUGACAGACUUUUUCAGGAGAAGAGACAACAUGCAACAGGGGUUUGUGAAUUUUGUAUAUGAUGAUUUCUUGCAGUGUACCAUGGCAAUCUGAGUGUUGAACUGCUGAAGGAGGUGAAGAGCUCUAACCUGUAAAUUCUUCUACUCAGAAGAAAUUAACUGAACCUGCUGUGAAUAGAAGCUAGUAUAGAUUUUUUUCAUGUUUCUGCCUGUUAAAAUAUCCACCUUGUGUAAAUGGUUUGAUUUUUAUUGCACGAUUCAGAGCAAUAAAUAAUUGUAGCAUUGUUGUUA